UCCCCUGCGGCAGCUUCCUCUUGGCGCCAGGCUCCGGCGCAUGCGCGGCCCUGCCGAGGCGAUGGCGGCCGCCGCGCUGGGCUGGGCGCUGCGGGCCGCUCGGCAGGUUCUCCCCAUGUCCUGCACGAGGCAAGUGCGGGGCUACUACGUGGACUGGAGGAUGCUGCGGGACGUCAAGAGAAGGAAGAUGGCCUACGAGUAUGCAGACCAGAGGCUGCGGAUCAAUGCCAUCCGGAAGAACACCAUCCUGCCCAAGGAGCUCCAGGAAGUGGCUGACAAGGAGAUUGCUGCCUUACCCCGGGACAGCUGCCCUGUGAGGAUCCGAAAUCGGUGUGUGGUGACCUCCCGCCCUCGCGGAGUGAAGCGGCGCUGGAGGCUCAGCAGAAUCGUUUUCCGCCAUUUCGCUGACCAUGCUCAGAUGUCUGGCAUACAGAGAGCAAUGUGGUAGAUGUGCCUUCAGGUAGAAGCACAAACCAGGCCCAGUUUGUGCCUUUGGAUAAUUAAAAUAAGAUUCCUGUCUGUGAGUCCUGCAUCAGUAUCAGACCAACAAGGGAAGGAUGAAAAUCCUUGCUGAUUCGUCGGCUUUCUGGAUUGCGAUUGCUGUCAUUGACAAGCAGCAGCAUAAUUGCACUAAAUUGAUCUGCAUGAGAGGCAGCUUGAUUUUGAAGGGAAGAAGUCACAACGUGAUGGUUGCAGAUUUAAGCUGAGGUUUGUGAUCUGGGCAGUGUGAGAAAUAAAGACAUACAGCACAA
Messenger RNA from Pogoniulus pusillus (Red-fronted tinkerbird), 752 nucleotides. RefSeq names its product mitochondrial ribosomal protein S14 (gene MRPS14). NCBI's taxonomy places the organism in Eukaryota, Metazoa, Chordata, Aves, Piciformes, Lybiidae. Bases 41 to 448 code for a protein of 135 amino acids. The record is from RefSeq and is a predicted model, not a curated record. The transcript is spliced from 3 exons. Gene Ontology annotation, biological process: translation. Gene Ontology annotation, molecular function: structural constituent of ribosome. Gene Ontology annotation, cellular component: mitochondrial small ribosomal subunit; ribosome.